UUUGGCCGGAAAACCCCAGAAGCCAAUUCCCAAAUGGCGUGCCACCGCCCAUCGCUCCUCCUCCGCCGCCGGCGCAGCAUCCCCACCCCUUCCUCCCUCCUCGUCCUCCUCCGCCACCGCCCCUUCGCCUCCUCUCCCUCCCCGCCCUCGCCCCCCACGCCGGCCUCCUCUAAGCCCCCCGCCCUCUCCGCCCGCCUCGCCUUCGUCUUCGAUCAGCUCGACGCCAUCGACCGCUCCCGCUCCUCCGACAUCUCGGCCCGCGACGCCGCCCUCCGCCGCAUCCAGUCCUGGCGCCGCCCCGCGCCGCCCCCGGAGGCAUCGCCGCUGGAGGCAGAGCCAGGGCCGGGGCCUGGGCCGGAGCCGGACGAACCGAAGAAGGAAGCUGAGGCCUCGGCGGCGGCGGCGGCGGCUGAUGAGGUGGGGAGGAUGAGCAUGGAGGAGGUGCUGCGGAGGGAGGUGGAGCUGGUGCACCCCUGGCCCGAGUGGAUCGAACUGAUGGAGCGGCUGGCUCAGCAGAGGUACUUCGACCUCGGGCGGGCCGGUGACGAGGCCUCGAUGGCCGCUGCUGUGCCCAUGGACCUCUCAGAGGUCAGUGAGGAGGCCGGGUUCGACUUCUCCAGGGACUGGACCACUGUUAAGAACGCCUGCAUGAACUUUGGCCGCGACCGGUUCGACAUCCUCAAGUCCUUGCCAAGGAAGGAUCUUCAGAUAUUGGUUGGCCAUGGGUGCCCCAGCAUGGAUGCAAAAGCGGUGUUUUCUGCAAAGCUUAUAAGAAAACUUGUCCAUCUUGAUGAGGGUGAUGUAUGUAGUUCUUGUAAUUUACGAAAUGCAUGUUCGAGGGGCUACAUCCUUACACGUAAAGAAGAUGAAGCUCGGACUCUUGAUGUUAUGCGUAUUUUAUUGAUAUAUGGUUUUGAUCACAUAAAGGAAACUGUAGAGAACAAACCUCUUCUCAAAUUAAAAUCUUUGAAGACUGUUGUCCGGAAAUUAAUACAUGAGAUUGUGAAGCUGAGCGCUGUUCCUAUUGAUCCUAAUCUUCCACCCCCUGUAAUAAAGAAACCUCCUCCUAAGGUGAAGCAACCACCUCCCCCACCAAAGAAGCGAGUCGGACGUGAUGAUGUAGAGAUGAAGAAAGGAGAUUGGCUCUGCCCUAAGUGUGACUUCAUGAACUUUGCAAAAAACAAUAUUUGCUUACAAUGUGAUGCUAAACGUCCCAAAAGGCAACUCCUCCCGGGAGAGUGGGAAUGUCCUCGGUGCAAUUUCUUGAACUAUAGGCGGAAUAUGUCGUGUUUCCAUUGUGAACAUGAUCGCCCUGCAGAUGAGUACUCCAAGAGCCAAAUGGAAGCAAAGCAAUCGGCACUGCAGAAAAGAUUGGAAAGACCACCACGCAAAUCUGAUGUUUCUAGUGCAUGGAACUUUGAUUUUGAUGAUAAUGAGUCAGAUGGUGCAGAUGUUGCUGCAUUUGAGUUUGCUGAUUCAUCUAAAGCGAGGGGGAGCUCAUCUGUGGACAACAUAUCCUAUAGAGAUUCUACUAGGGGCUCCGAGGAUGAGGAAUUCAGAAUGGCUGAAACAAUGGGCAAGGGAAGAGAUGAUAAGUUCUCAGAAAGAGAUAGCUUGCCAUCUUCUAGAGUUGGUUUUGAUGAUUUUGAUGAUGAAGAGGAUGACAUUGACAGCUAUGAACUUGACUUAUCAAAAGGAAGUCAGACAGGUGGAGUGUCAAGGAUGAGUUAUUCUGAUCUUGAGAAUGCUUCUGAUUCAGAAGGUUUGGAUGAACUUGAUAACGGUAGAAAGUCAAGAUAUGCAGCCAAAGAUGAUACAACAGUGUCUGCUGAUGAGGAUGAAUUUGAGGAUCAGCCUUCCCUGAGAUCGAGUCAUCUUGCUGAUUCUUGGCAUAAAACCAGAAGUCGGAGUGGUUCUAAUAGAUAUAGAAGGGCAUCUUUAGGAUCAGAGAGUGAUGAGGGGAUGAAUUCUGAUCUGGACGAGGACAUUGACAAAGGUCUAGGAAGUAGACGAAGCCAUAGUCAUGGAAAUCCUGACAGAGCUUCUGUUAGGCACAAUGCACUUGCCUACAGUGAUGAUGAACCAUUUGCUGAUGAUAUGGAUUCUGGUAUGGUUGAUCGGUUCCAAUCUAGGCGGACUAAGUCUUCCUCAAACAUCAGUGGUAACUUCCGUGGCAGGAGCCAUGACAUGAAUGAUAGACAGUCUAGAGGUGAUCGUUAUAAUAGAACAAAACGGAAUGAACAAUUUAACGGUUUUGAUAUGCAUCGUGGUGGGCCGGUCUCGGAUAGGGCUCGCAGGGUUAGAGGAAAUCAGCUAGAUAAUGGUUCAAGAGGUUCACAAAGAAAUGUAAGAGGAAACUGGGAUAGAAGAAGUGAUUUUAAUGGCAGGCACUCAGGUUUUUAAAUAGAACAUAUGAAUCACAUAAUGUGAGUAGCAAUACAAGUAUCAGAAGGGGGACCAGUGAGCAGCAAGUUCCUUUGGUUGAAAAAACUGAACGGGAAUUGGAUUUGGAGGUCCUGGCUGAUAUGGGUUCUUUAGGAAAGUUAAGACUUGCUAGUCAUUUCUCCAGUUUUGCUAACACUUGCAGCAUUAUAUCACAUGGCCAUAUAUGUCUGUUGAAAUCAUGUUGUUUCACUGAUUUUCUGAGCCAGCAAUAAAGUUCAGUUUGUCAUGUGAAAUAUACAAUAUGAUGACCCACUGUAUUUCAUUUUUGGGUUUUGAUUCAGUGGAAUUGGGGUUUAUGCUUUAGAGCAGUAUCUAAACGAUGGAUUCAUGUGUAUGCUUACAUCUGUUCAGUUUUUGAGUCUGGGUAUUGCAAUUUUGACAGGUCCAUCCACUUCAGGAUGGCUCCAAUUUGGUUCCA
Molecule: messenger RNA, 2863 nt
Organism: Setaria italica (foxtail millet)
Lineage: Eukaryota; Viridiplantae; Streptophyta; Magnoliopsida; Poales; Poaceae
Exons: 5
Coding region: 34-2403 (789 amino acids)
Cellular component (GO): cytoplasm
Molecular function (GO): mRNA binding
Source: RefSeq, a predicted model, not a curated record